ACAAAUAUGGCGUCCUUCUAUCAUUUUCUGGUGUUCAUUGGUAUAAUUAGUUUAACACAUUCUGCUUAUUCUGCAGCACAACAUAGAACAUAUUUAAGACUUACUGAACAAGAAUUUACAAACUUACCUGCAGAUAUUAUACUACAAAGUCUAAUAAGCUUAGUAAUUACAGCAUAUGGAAUAUUACACAUCGCUGGCAAGUACAAAAAUAUACGAGUUGCAGAUGACAUGGAAAAGAAAUCAUUUGAAACUGUAGGAAAUUGUCCAUCAUUUUACAUCUUCAAGCACAGAGGAAAAGUAUUAUUUGGAAAUGGACCAUAUUCUAAGAAUGCUGAUUCUUGAUUGUAAAAACAGACAUUAUGAUGUAACAUUACAAUCUAAUGCACACUCUACUGUAUGCAAGUUGCCUAUUUGUAUUUUUUGGAGACUCAAUCAACACCAGAUUAGUUGUACAGACAAGAUGGACAUGGAUUUAGAAAUUAUUGUUGAUAAGAUAAUUUAAUUUCUCAUAAUGGUGCAUAUAGACAAUCAAGGAAGUCUGAAGGAGAAGCAGCACAACAAUCCUCAGUUGUUACUGUAUUUUCACGUUUGUUUAUAUUUUAUUGUUUUCUUUAAAUCUUGUCAAGUAUUGAUGGGUACAUUACCAAAAUCAGGAUGCAAGAAGUAUGGUAGCUACUGUAUUCUGUACAGGAAGAUAAAAAAAUGGAUGAGAAGUCUGCAGUUGUAUUGUGUACACUUCAAACAUGUUAGCCAGAUAUGAUCAUGUCUCCUAAUUAUUUCUAAUCAACUCAUUUCAAAUCAAAUAAUUAAAGACUGGCGCAGCGAUUUUCAUUUAGGUUAUGAACCUCAUGGUCGGGAGUUGAGCCAUGCGCUGACCAUUCUUAGAUCCCCAAGCUUUCACUGCCAAUGAACUGCGAAGUGGUUCACACUGUUUCAAUCUUAGGUGCGUGCGAGUGUUUAAAGGCUUAAAAAUUAAAUUAUUGUGGCCGCUUAUCAUCAAUAAGCCAAUUCAUAUUUUGAACAUACAUACAACAUAGAUUUAUGUCGAUUGACCUUGGAUACGGCACACGCAGUGCAAACUACAAAUUAUAAUGAUGGUACUGUAACAUCAGGUAAUAAAAUAAAGAUAUUUAAUAAGACUGAAAUUCUAACUGAAAAAAAUUAUGUUGAACAUUUCCAAUUGUAUAUACUGUAAUAUAUACUGUAUUGGUCUCUAUAAUAUCAAAAUUUGUAUUUAUACAGUAUGAACUAAAUAUGCCAGUUUAUGUAAAUUGGUAGGCAACUGCCUAGAGAAUAAAGUUAAAAAUUGUUAUA
Molecule: messenger RNA, 1314 nt
Organism: Anneissia japonica
Lineage: Eukaryota; Metazoa; Echinodermata; Crinoidea; Comatulida; Comatulidae
Product: membrane magnesium transporter 1-like
Exons: 4
Coding region: 7-342 (111 amino acids)
Cellular component (GO): Golgi apparatus; early endosome; plasma membrane
Source: RefSeq, a predicted model, not a curated record